AUGCUCGCCCAACAGCGUAUUCGUCUUCAACCCGGAGUCUAUGCCCCGGUUCCUACGCCGUUCAAAGACGGAACUGAGGAAAUCGACAUCGCUGCCUUUGACUCCACCGUUUCUCGCAUUGGCAAGGCUGGUGCUGGGAUCCUGGUCGGAGGGACGCUGGGCGAAGGGCCCAUGCUUGCGUGCGACGAACGUGUCGCCCUAAUCAGGCGCGCAAAAGCGUCAUUGCGAGAUGCUGGCCUUCAAGACAAGAUCCCCGUAAUUGCAGGCGCAGUUGGUGCGAGUGUGCGAGAGUGUAUUGCCCAGGCAGAAGACGCAGCUUCUGCGGGCGCAGAUGCGGUCAUUGUGGUGGCGUCAGCAUACUUUGCCUUUGUUUAUGGCAAGGACAAAGCUGCAGUAGCCAGUUUCUUUACCUCGGUUGCCGACGAAAGCCCACUACCCGUCCUCAUAUACAAUAUCCCCUUUGCUGCUGGGGGAAUUGACCUGGAUGCGCAAAUCUUGAUGAAACUCUCGGAGCACCAAAACAUUGUGUACGUCUGCGCGCGACUUCCUACUCCGCAUUACAUCGGCUACAGAUGA
Molecule: messenger RNA, 576 nt
Organism: Purpureocillium lilacinum
Lineage: Eukaryota; Fungi; Ascomycota; Sordariomycetes; Hypocreales; Ophiocordycipitaceae
Source: RefSeq, a predicted model, not a curated record